CUUGAGCUGGGGUAGGACUAGCAGUCUCGCCCUGAACAGGGCUGAGGAUGGCUGCGCCUGGCUACUUCCCGCUGCUGGUCGAGGGGUCCUGGGGUCCCGAUCCCCCGAAGAGCUUGAUCACCAAGCUGCAGUUGUACUUCCAGAGCCGGAAGAGAUCGGGAGGCGGGGAGUGUGUGGUCCGACAGGAACCAGGCAGCCCGGCCCGCUUCCUAGUGCUCUUCCACCCGCUUGACGUUCGGCAGAACGUUCUGGAGAGAGGGAACCAUGAGUUAGUAUGUCCAGGAAAAGAAACAUUUAAGUUAACGGUCAAGUUGCCUCCAGCCACAAAUGAAGUUCAUGGUGCCUCUAAGGAGAAAAUUCCAGCAACGGAAUCCAAGGCCAAAGAACAUGACAAAGAAUCAGUUCACGCUGAGCUGGGUUGGGGCUCAAUGGUGGAAACCAGCAAGUGGAAGAACUAGAGGAGAGAUGA
Molecule: messenger RNA, 469 nt
Organism: Myotis davidii
Lineage: Eukaryota; Metazoa; Chordata; Mammalia; Chiroptera; Vespertilionidae
Gene: PARP14
Product: poly(ADP-ribose) polymerase family member 14
Exons: 4
Coding region: 48-458 (136 amino acids)
Source: RefSeq, a predicted model, not a curated record